Dermacentor andersoni is the source of this 2448-nucleotide messenger RNA. RefSeq lists its product as uncharacterized. Gene Ontology annotation, molecular function: metalloendopeptidase activity. Gene Ontology annotation, biological process: protein processing. The record is from RefSeq and is a predicted model, not a curated record. Gene Ontology annotation, cellular component: plasma membrane. Lineage: Eukaryota; Metazoa; Arthropoda; Arachnida; Ixodida; Ixodidae.
AGGCACAGAGCAUCCGCAGUGUGCGACGGCAGUCGAGGGGGGCAGGUAUCGGAACCGCAUCCCAUCUACUUUCGACAUGGACGACCACCUGCCGGUUCCCCGAGUUUGGAAGGCGGGAUUCCACACUUCUACAUGUUCCGCCUUUCGCACGUGGGUCUCUGUGCUGCCAUCAUCCUCCUCGCCACCUUCGCCCUCUUGCUCGUGUGCGCCAUCUUGUUUCCUGUGCUUCUCAACCCAACCCACCCCCAGGUACGAAUUCGAGGAAGAAAAUUUACCGGACGCGGUGGCCACGAGGACGAGUUCGGAGACGCCACGCGCGUCGCCACCAGCACCGGCUCCACCAGCAGCAGCGUUCCGCCAGAAUGCGUGGAAAAGCCGUGCCUGCCCGAGUCUCUGUACUUCAAGGCCAAGCCUCAGGGACUGUUCAGCUGGCAGGUGCCUCCAUGCAGCGAUUUCUACAGCUUCGUGUGCACCGAAGACCUGCUGAACCGGACGCACCCGCAGUGGCUGCCUUACAAGCAUGCCAGCGUCGGCUACCUGUACCGCUCGGCGCUGCGCUACGUCCAAGAAGAUGCGAAGAACACCCGGACAAUGGACACCGCUCUCGCGGAAGUGACUACCUUUGUGCACAACUGCUCCUCUACCCAGACGGCUGCUCGAACCCGUGAGUCGUUCCUGUUCGCGCUGGAGACCGUGGGUCUCGGCGGCUUUCCCUUCGCUCACGAGCACGGCAACCGGACCUGGAGGCUGGACGAGGUGGUCGCACUCUCGCUGAGGCACCUGGACGUUGCGCCCUUCUUACACGUCCAGCUUCCCGACGCCCACGCGGAGUACCAGGAAAUUCUGCUGACAAGGCACAGCCCACUCGUGCCCCGUCUAGAGUUGUACGAAUCGAGCAAGCAGCUGGACCGUCUCAUCAGCACCUGGUGGACGCUGAGGACUCUGAUGCCUUCCCUCAGGCAGCAGACAAUGACUGACGUGGAGGCCACCCUCAGCAUCUUCAAGGAUAUCGGGAGGGCGUCUGCCACCACUGAAGUUGUCGCAAGCCAGCCCGUGCGCACUGUUGUGAAACAUCUACCGCCCAUACAUUACUGGGACUGGGAGAGUUUUCUCGACACCGUUCUGAGAGGGGCCCGCAUGUUCGACCAGAACUCGCUGGUGAUGGUAGAAAACAUGCGCUACUUGCGGGAAAUGGCUGUGCUCAUUGGCCAGUACGAACCGUGGCACGUGCUGAACUUCAUGGCGCUGUGCGUGGCCGACGAGCUGAGCGUGUUCUUCCCGGAGCGCCACGCGCGGUCGACUAACACUGCGCGGUUGCCGUACCGCGACCGAAGCCUUCCGACGAGGCCCCAGCUGUGCCUGCGCUUCGCCGAGCGCACAUGUCCGAUAGGCGUGGAGGCUCUGCUACUGCAGGCCAUCGCCGGAACCAACGUUCGCGAGGACCUCGUCAGGGAGUUCUCCUGGUGGAUACCGCAAUUCAGGGACACUCUGGCGUCGUACGCCAAGCGGCUCUCCUGGCUGGGAUCCAAAAUGGCCUCGGAAUUGGAGAGCGUCAUUAACGGCCUGAAAGUUGAGAUAAUGUUCUCCGACGCUCUACUUGGAAUCGGUGAGGACCUGACCCAAGUGGAAUGCGGCUAUGACAGGAAUCUCUACAGGCACCACCCUAUGCAUCAGUACACGGAGGCCUACAAAGCGCGACUGGACAAGUACUAUCUCAGCGGGAAUUCGACUCCUUCCUUUCGAAAGUAUCCUCCUGCCAGCAGCUUUGAAUACAGCGUAGUUUACGACGAAUACUCAAACGUUAUCUUCAUUCCGCUCAGCUACUUCGGACUCGCCUUUCAAGCCGCUCCGCUGUUAAGAAAGUUUUAUGUGGUGAAGAUAUUGCCCGACCUUGUUCGGACCACCGCGAGGAUUCUGGCCAAUGCUCAGGAUCCGAACAGGACGGCCAUGUUCAAUGCAAAACGACACUGUGCCUUGGGUGCAUACAUAGCGCAUCCCAUCCCUAUUCUUUUCGAGAGAAUGGAAGGAAUGAAUCACUGGAUGUAUGAAGACAUCAUGGCCGACCAUUUGGCACUGGCCCCUUAUGUGCAGCUUUUCCUUAACCUGAGCCAAAGCGCUGCCACUGACCCCCACCUCGUCAUGCGUGGAUUCGCCCCUUACGUUGCCGAGCACGUGGCAUUCUUCUUCUACGCUGAGUCAUCCUGCGAACCGUACACCAACCACGCCGGAAAGCCAAGAAGCGCAGCCCUUCCUUCUCAAACCAGGAUCAAUGGAGCCCUCUCGCAGUACGCACCAUUCGCAGUCAGCUUCUUCUGUCCCUACGGUUCUGCUCUGGCCAAGGAACCGUGCGAGCUGUACCGUCGAAACACAAGAGCAACUGACUUAUAAUUAAAGUGAAACCGUUGCCGAUGAUCAUACGAUGAUUAGGAAUGUGGGCGUUUUUUCAUU